AUGGACUCGUCGCUUUCGCAUCACGCCCACCAUCGGCAUACCGGCAUGAGAGAAGCUUCUACCACGCUGCCGCCGUUGGGUCUGAAAUCUCACCUCGACUCUCCCACGGGCAUUCCCUCGUCCAGUCUCGUACAAGGCCAGAUCCAUGCCUAUCCUCGACAUCCUGGCCCUCCGAAAAAUGUCACCGCAAGUACCGCCUAUCAAGAGCAGCCAAGUGGCGAAAGAUCUCCCGGCAACAGUGACGAGCCUUUGAAAAAGAAGCAAAAGCGGAACAAGCCUACGCUGUCAUGUCACGAAUGUGUAGAGCGAAAGACAAAGUGUGAUAGAGGUCGGCCGCAUUGUUUAGCUUGCAUCAAGAGACAGACAGAAUGUCGAUAUGCACACGUGGCGAAUCUGUUGGAAGAAACGUCGAGAUCUGCUGCAAAUGGCCAUCGAAUGACGCGGCCCCCGAAAAAGAAGAGCGCCGGCGACGUGUCCACGACUGUUCCCAACAUUGCGGACAGGGGCGCCGUUAAAAAUCAGGAUGCCUCAUCCCGCGGAGCGGCGGCCUUGUCCAUCGGGUUACUAUCGCACGUACCUUACUCAGUCACCGAGGCCAGCAAUGUUUUUGGUAUUGGAUCUGAGCACCCAUUGGCAAACUACUGGACGUUUGAGGGCGGCUUGCCGGAAGUCAUUUCUGUCCUUCCAGACAAGGUUCAGGCAGACGCCCUCGUUGGUCGGUAUUUCGAAUGCGUCGAUCCCGUCUAUCCCAUGAUUCACCGUCAGACUUUUUAUGCAGACUAUGAACACUUUUGGCGCAUGAAUGUCGAGGAGAAGAACCAGAUGGACGCUGCCUUUAUUGCCUUGAUAUUCGUCAUCUUGGCACUCGGCGCACAAUUCACCACGUGCAAAAGCCCGAAAGAGCGCAAGCAAACGGCCGAGUUUUACGCUUCGGCUUCUAACCGGGCGCUGCGAGUGUCGUCGUACCUGAGUACUGCGUCUCUGAGGUCCAUCCAAACCAUGGUUCUUAUGACGUACUUUCUCGUUAACGAUAAUCAUGCAUCCGAUGGAUGGGCGUUCGCGGGUAUAUUGAUCCGGCAAGCGUAUGCCAUGGGUUUGCACCGUGAUCCGAACAUUGUGACACCCCAUGCCAGCCCAUUCGAAAAGCAACAGAGGAGAAAAGUGUGGCAAGCGGUGUUGUUGCAAGACACCUUCUUGACUGUGCUGCUAUCCUUGCCGCCGUCGGCCACACACACGGACGUCUCGGUAGAUGAUCUCUUGGAUGACAGCUCAUCCAUUGCCAGCAGCGACCCGGCCGACACAGCCUACGUGAGGGGCUCUUGGAUGCUGGCCAACUUGGUUCAGGAGACAAUCUGCUCGCCCAGGUCAUUGGACGUGCCCAUAUGCACAACUGUACGACACAAGUCAAAGCUGGUGGCGGAUUUUCGGGCCGUGUACCGGUCGUUCCCGGACGUAUUCCGAUGCUGGGAUGCAGAUAGUCUGACCGCAGUCGCCAGCACAAACAAGCGCAUCAUAAGACAGACUUUGGUCUUGACGAGCAACUACUUCCACAAUCUUAUGCUGGUGCAUGCCUCGGAAAGCCCCGACGUGCCGGUCAACGUCCGCGGUACGUUGGAAGCAGCACACGAUGCCAUCAGCGCCUUCUUCCUCAUGUUUAGCCUGCUGGAGUCGGAAGCUCGAGUCUGGUUGGUUUUCAACCAUCGAGCUUUCUUGGAAGCCCUCUGCAUUGCCAACGUGCUUCGAGAAACGGGCAAGGACGCUACUGGGAGGAAUAUGCUGGCCAGGGAUCCUUUGUUUGUGCGAGCCAGGGCCGAUAUCGCGCGAAUGAUGCAAAUAAUGGAGCUUAUUGGGUCGGACAGUGAUGUGGCACGUACACGAGUGCAAGUUCUCCGCGAGUUUCUGGAUCAGAAUGAUGAUUUACAGGAUCCAGGCAUUAGUUCCGGCUAG
Molecule: messenger RNA, 1947 nt
Organism: Ustilaginoidea virens
Lineage: Eukaryota; Fungi; Ascomycota; Sordariomycetes; Hypocreales; Clavicipitaceae
Exons: 6
Coding region: 1-1947 (648 amino acids)
Biological process (GO): regulation of DNA-templated transcription; DNA-templated transcription
Cellular component (GO): nucleus
Molecular function (GO): DNA-binding transcription factor activity, RNA polymerase II-specific; zinc ion binding; DNA binding
Source: RefSeq, a predicted model, not a curated record